Molecule: messenger RNA, 1738 nt
Organism: Cucurbita moschata (crookneck pumpkin)
Lineage: Eukaryota; Viridiplantae; Streptophyta; Magnoliopsida; Cucurbitales; Cucurbitaceae
Exons: 4
Coding region: 232-1554 (440 amino acids)
Source: RefSeq, a predicted model, not a curated record
UCAUUCACCAACUUCUCAUCUCCACAGUCGCCAAUUUCCGAAUCUUCAGGACUCAAAUGGCAUUUAUUUAACACAGCAGACCCAUUUUCGUCAUUUUACGUUAUCCCCCCUUCUCGUCCGCUCUAACUCCAUCACUGUGUUUUUCUUCACCUCUUCCAUCUUCCUAACCAACAUUCACUCUCUUCCUCCACUUCCACUUCACUCUCUCCUUCCCCAUUUUCCCAACCAUUAAUGGGCUCUAGAAUUCCAUCUCACCAGCUCAGUGGCGGUCUCUAUGUCUCCGGCCGCCCUGAGCAGCUCAAGGAGCGGCCCCCUACAAUGGGCUCACGCGCUGUCCCUUACACCGGUGGAGACGUCAAGAAAUCAGGGGAGCUUGCUAAAAUGUUUGACCUCCAUCUCGUCGAUUCCCCAACUUCCGGCCAUCCUCCUUCUAAAUCCUCUCGUCCUUCGUCCUCUUCUCAGCACAACAGUGGAUCGGUACGAUCCGGCCCUAAUUCCGGACCUGUCACUAAGCACUCUAAUUCCGGUCCGAUCUCCAAGAAAUCAUCCGGCCCGAUUUCCCUCCCGCCAACCGGUCUCAUAACCUCCGGCCCUUUGGGAUCCGGUCCUCUUGGAUCGUCCAGUAGCGGCGGCGGCGGCGGAGGACGGCGCUCCGGCCCUCUGGAGCAGACGACGUCUUUUGGUAAGACGAUGUACGGGGCGGCGGUCACGAGCUUAAGCGAGGAUGUCAAAUUAGGGUUCAAGGUUUCGAAGGUAGUGGUGUGGGCUUUUCUUGUGGUUUUAGUCACCGGUUUGUUGGUUGGCGCGUUUCUGAUGGUGGCGGUGAAGAAGCCGAUUAUUUUGGUGGCGGCGGGGGGGCUUUUGGUUCCGGCAGUGAUUGCGAUUCUUUGGAACAUCGCUUGGGGAAAAAGGGGGUUGAUAGGGUUUGUGAGAAGGUACCCGGACGCUGAGCUCAGAGGCGCUAUUGAUGGACAGUACGUGAAGGUCACAGGGGUCGUCACGUGCGGCAGUAUUCCUCUCGAGUCGUCCUACCAGAGAGUACCGAGGUGCGUUUACGUGUCUACUGAACUGUAUGAAUAUAAAGGAUGGGGUGGAAAGCCUGCAAAUCCUAAACACCGCUGCUUUUCUUGGGGAUCUAGAUAUUCUGAGAGAUAUGUAGCUGACUUUUACAUAUCAGACUUUCAAACUGGUUUAAGAGCAUUGGUGAAAGCAGGCUAUGGGGCCAAGGUUGCUCCAUUUGUCAAACCCUCCACCGUUGUCGAUGUCACGAAUGAAAACCGAGACUUGUCUCCAAGCUUCCUAGGCUGGCUAGCCGAUCGCAAACUCUCAAGCGACGACCGUGUAAUGCGCCUUAAAGAAGGGUACAUCAAGGAAGGCAGCACCGUGAGUGUGAUGGGGGUCGUUCAGCGCCAAGAUAACGUGCUCAUGGUAGUUCCAUCAACAGAGCCUGUGUCGACAGGAUGUCAAUGGGCUCGGUGCCUCCUUCCAACCUAUGUCGAAGGUUUAAUCAUAACCUGUGACGAUAAUCAGAAUGCAGAUGUGGUUCCCGUGUAGAUAUGCUAUAGUUUCACCUUAAAGUUUCCGAGUAAACAACAUCCCAAGGAUGCGAUAAUGAGUUCCACGAAUUAUGUAUAUGCCACUUUUGCUUCCAUGUAUUUUAUUUUUGACUCUGUUUAUAUUAUGUACAUAAAACUCAGAUCCUAAGGGAAUCCCACGCGAAUCGAAAUUCCUUUAUAAA